AUGCAAUUGGCCAGUGUGCAAGCGCGGCCCCAUCGGGCGGCUGAGGAGAGAGAAGAGCCGCCCCCAGGCCCCGCCCCUCCCUCCACUCAUCACUCUGACCACCAGUUCAAGAAUAUGAAGAGCAAGUUCUUCAACGAACUCACCCACAUGCCAAAUCAUAAACUCAAAAUGCCCAUGUGGGCAAUAGGAGCGAUAGUGGUGGUGGUGCUGGCUCUGGUGGUCUGUCUAUGUUUCUGUAUCUGGAAGAAGUGCAUCAACAAGGGCAAGAAGCCCAAGAAAGCACGCGAGAGGAAAGGAGGCCGAGGCAGAAGAAAGAAGGAGGGAGCCGGAGAAGGAGAGGAGGGCAAGGAAGGAGAAGGUAAGGAAGGAGAGGAGGAGGAAAAAGAGAAUUUCGGAAAACUGGAGUUCACCCUGGACUACAACUUCACUGACAACCAGCUGAUUGUGGGUAUCCUGCAGGCGGAAAACCUGCCAGCCAUGGACAUGGGCGGCACCUCAGACCCCUAUGUCAAGGUCUACAUGCUGCCAGACAAGAAGAAGAAGUUUGAGACCAAAGUCCAGCGCAAGAAUCUCUGCCCAGUGUUCAAUGAAACCUUCAUCUUCAAGAUCCCCUACCAGGAGCUGGGCGGUCAGACUCUGGUCCUACAGGUCUUUGACUUUGAUCGCUUUGGUAAACAUGACGUGAUUGGACAGAUCUCCAUCCCCAUGAACAGUGUGGACCUGGCUCAGCCACUCCACGAAUGGAGGGAUCUGGUUGGAGGAGAGAAAGAGGAGGUAGAGAAGCUAGGGGACAUCUGUAUCUCUCUGCGCUACGUCCCCACGGCCGGUAAAUUGACCAUCAACAUCAUGGAGGCCAAGCACCUGAAGGCGAUGGACUGCGGAGGCUUGUCAGAUCCCUUCGUUAAAGUGGUGCUGCAGCACCAAGGCAAGCGGCUGAAGAAGAAGAAGACAACAGUCAAACAAAACACUCUGAACCCCUACUUCAACGAAAGCUUCAGCUUCGAGAUUCCAUUUGGCCAAAUACAGAAAGUCCAAGUGUUGAUCACGGUGUACGAUUACGACAAGCUGGGCAGCAACGACGCCAUCGGGAAGGUUUGGAUCGGCUUCGGUGCCUCAGGGGUGGGCCUUCGCCAUUGGUCAGACAUGCUGGCCAAUCCAAGACGUCCCGUAGCCCAGUGGCAUGCCCUGUGUCCUGAGGAGGAGGUGGACGAGGCCCUGAAGAAACCCAUCCGCUAA
This is a messenger RNA of Oncorhynchus masou masou (cherry salmon), 1236 nucleotides long. Its product is annotated as synaptotagmin-2-like. NCBI's taxonomy places the organism in Eukaryota, Metazoa, Chordata, Actinopteri, Salmoniformes, Salmonidae. The coding region runs from base 1 to 1236 and encodes 411 amino acids. The record is from RefSeq and is a predicted model, not a curated record. Gene Ontology annotation, biological process: synaptic vesicle endocytosis; calcium ion-regulated exocytosis of neurotransmitter; regulation of dopamine secretion. Gene Ontology annotation, molecular function: calcium ion binding; clathrin binding; phosphatidylserine binding. The transcript is spliced from 9 exons. Gene Ontology annotation, cellular component: plasma membrane; exocytic vesicle.